AUGAAUUUGUGGUUUCUUGCACUCUGGAUCACCCUGGUGAAGGCCUGGGUCGUCAACCAAGGGACAACAUGCACUUUGUACCCCGAAGCGCUUGCUCUUAAAGGACAAGUCGUUGAUGAUGCUCCAUCUAUCCAGCAAGCUUUUGAUAUGUGUGGUACGAAUGGAACGGUUAUUUUCACCAAGAAUGUGUUCCAUGUCAAUACCGUUCUCAACACAACCAAUCUGUUGAACUGUGAUGUUCAUCUCCGCGGAGAACUACGCUUCUCUGACAACAUCCCAUACUGGAGAACUCAUGCGAUCAGUGUUGUUUUGCAGAAUCAAGUCACUGCUUGGCUCUUUGGAGGUAUAAAUGUGAACUUCUAUGGAGAGGGCGGGUUCUACAAUGGCCAGGGCCAAGCUUGGUACAAUGCAAACAAGAAUGAGUCGAACCAGCCAGGGCGGCCAAUGAGUAUUACAUUCUAUAACUCGACCAACCUACUUGUCGACAGACUGAGAAUCAUUCAACCGCAGUUCUGGGCUACAUUUGUCUGGGAUAGCAAGAAUGUAUCCGUUACCAACUUGUUCGUUAAUGCCACGAGCAACAGUAAAUGGGGUACGAUGAACACCGACGGUUACGAUUCCUGGAAGAGUGAUACCCUGCUUGUGGAAAAUGCCACUAUUAUCAACGGCGAUGAUUGUAUCGCAGCCAAGGGUAAUACGACGAAUUUAUACGCCAAAAAUAUUUCCUGCGAAGGCGGCACUGGAGUUACAAUUGGGUCUAUCGGUCAAUACCCAGAUACGCCCGACUACAAUCUCAAUACCACCUUUGAAAAUGUGAAAGUCAAAAACUCAAUGGAUGGCGCCUAUAUCAAGACAUGGCAAGGCACUCAGAUCUACACCCCUAGCAAUGGAGACUGGGGUGGCGGUGGAACCGGUCUUGUCAAGAAUAUUACUUUCCGCAACUUCGAAAUGGAAAAUGUGGGACUUCCGAUUCAGUUGUCACAAUGCGUUUACUCGGCCGGAACUAACAAAGGCUGCAACACAUCGACGUUGCAGAUCGAAGACGUGAAGUGGCAAAAUAUCCGUGGCACGUCACGCUUUAACAUUGCUUCGUCUAUCUAUUGUUCAGACGAGUGCCCAUGCCCCAAUAUCACCUUUGAUAAUGUGAACAUCACCAGCGUGAAUGCCACACGUGGUCUGCCAUUCUAUGGCACGGACAUUCAGCACGAAUUGUUCCAGUGCACAAACAUCAUUGGUCAGAACGACUCCGGAAUUCCCUGCAAUCAAGCCGCUCCUAGCAAUUUCAGUCAGUGGAUCUAUGGUAACGUCGGUAACCAGGGCCUGGCGACCUUGACUUGA
Penicillium cinerascens is the source of this 1338-nucleotide messenger RNA. RefSeq lists its product as uncharacterized. Gene Ontology annotation, molecular function: polygalacturonase activity. NCBI's taxonomy places the organism in Eukaryota, Fungi, Ascomycota, Eurotiomycetes, Eurotiales, Aspergillaceae. The coding region runs from base 1 to 1338 and encodes 445 amino acids. Gene Ontology annotation, biological process: carbohydrate metabolic process. The transcript has a single exon. The record is from RefSeq and is a predicted model, not a curated record.